AUGUCUACUACCGUUAAUGGUAGUAAUAAAUGGGACACCUCACGGUUUGCUGAACAUAAUAAGGGUCGAGCUAUCCGUACAUCUCAAUUAACACAAGCACAUUCUCACACAUCAAAUGCUCGAGACGCACCAAGAGAUCGGAAUUCUAAUCGAGUGUUAUCCCUUUACGUCAAAGUUAGUAAUAAGCAAAUGGAUCAUCGAGCACUAUUAAGCGCGUUUAGUCAUUUCGGGCCUGUAAAAAAUCUUGAUGUUGUGCCCGUUAAAUCAUGUGCUUUUGUGGAAUUUUAUUCCCAAGAUAUUUAUCGGCAAGUACUCCAGCAAAGAGAGAUUUUUGUUCCCGGUUUUGGAGAUGAAACUGUUGUAGUCGAAGAACGACAAGAACGUCGCAGGGACAAUAAUAACCGAUAUCGCAAUCGGCAGAGCGAUGACAAUUAUCAACGUAAUUAUAGUCAAGCUCUAUACAAUACACAUAACGGAAUGAAUUCACAACGUAGAGGUGGAUCUCCAGAUUAUCGAUUUGAAAGAAACCCCAAUUUUACCCUUUAUGUUAAAGUUGGUAGGGAGCGAAUGGAUCGCGACGCACUAUGGAGCGCGUUUAGUUACUUCGGACCUGUAAAAAAUCUCGAUGUUGUGCCUGCUAAGUCAUGUGCUUUUGUGGAAUUCUAUUCUCAAGAUGCUUAUCAACAAGCACUUUAUCAAAGACAAAUUUCUGUUCCUGGUUUUGGAAAUCAAACUGUUGUAGUUGAAGAACGACGAGAACGGCGCAAGGACGAUAAUAACCGAUAUCGCAAUCGGCAAAGACAGUGGUGA
Racocetra persica is the source of this 810-nucleotide messenger RNA. The record is from the annotation of a GenBank genome assembly. Lineage: Eukaryota; Fungi; Glomeromycota; Glomeromycetes; Diversisporales; Gigasporaceae.